GAGCAGCUCGAUGAGGUCCAUGUAGCGGAGAGAAACCCACCAUGCAGUCUGAGUGUUUGAGCUGGGUUGCUGCCAGCACCAUGGGAGAAACUGGGUGAGGGACCUUUGGAUGUUCAUGGAGCAAAGAUUAGCCGGGGUUUGGACCUGCCUGCUGGGGGCUGGACUUUUUCUGGCCUUCACAUCAGUAACAUCCAAGGCCAUCCCCGCACCGCCAAAGCUCAUCAAAUGUGAGUUCAUACAACGAAGUAACGUCACCUGCUAUUGGGAGCCUGGAGACAAUCCAGCCACAUUCUACACCCUUGAAGUUGUGAGAGUGCCUAGCUCAUGUGGUAUUCAUUACCAGAGUCCAAACUGCUCCAAAGCCUUAUUCACCUGUAGCACAUCUAGGUUGAGCUGCACAGCAAGCCUUACCUCUGGAAUCAAGUUUGACUUCUGCAUCACCGUUAUAUCACACAGUGUAAGUGGAAAUGUUUCAUCAGAACCUCGGUGUCAGCCUGCGAGAAAAGAAGUGAUCUUGCAUCCUGCGAUUUUGGACAACGUCCAACAGGUUAAUGGUUCCCCUAAGUGUCUGAAAGUGUUCUGGAGCACUAUCAUGGAUUUUAGCGUUACGGAGACAGAAAUCAAACAAGGGAACUUGAAUUCUCAAAUAGAGUUUGCAGUAAAGGGGCAGGCAAAUGUUCAGGUCAGGAAUGUAACAGUAACUGGAUACAGUUUCUUGGUGUGCUUCUUCAGUCCAGACACCUUCUAUAGAAUAAGGCUCAGACACCGCUACCAGGGUCCGGCAAGCCCAUGGAGCAAAUGGAGCAACGCAUGUGAGGGAACAACAGCAGAGGAUGUCCCAUCGGCUGCACCGGUGCUUUGGAGGGAGGUGGUACACGCCAGCAGGGACGGAGGGAGGCUCAUUUCUCUGCUUUGGAAGCCGUUACCUCGCCUCCUGGCUAAUGGCAGAGUUCGCCGCUACAAUGUGUAUUGUCGGACAGAGAAUGGUCAGAUUCUUAAAGAUAAUGGAAGCUGCAGAACGCUCCUGGAUGUUGACACAUCUUGCAGAUUAGCUCUUCCUGCUGUGCGUUGCUCCUGUGCUCUGACAGCCUCCACCUCUGCAGGGACAUCGCCGGAAGACCGAGUCUGGAUCCCAGGCUCCUCUGAGACAGAGCCACCACCUCCAGUCAAAGUCACCGUCGAACCGCUGGCGGGGAACAGAAGCAUGGAGGUUCGCUGGACGUCUCCGCCAAAUCUUCCAGUGAGCGGCUUCGUUGUGGAGUGGUUAGCAGUGAGGGAAAAAACCAGCAGUGUUCUGUACUGGGAAAAGCUGAAUAGCUCCUGUACAAAGCUGGUUAUUACAGACGGAGUGAAGCCAGCAGAACGUUAUGCAGUCUCUGUCAAGGCUCUAUAUGGUGAACAAGGAGCAGGGAAGAAUGUGACACUCCAUGUUUAUACCCUGGAAGGAACACCCUCAGCAGGUCCUAAUGUGCAGGUGGAGCACAUUUCAGGCAGCUUGGUGGAGCUCAGUUGGAGUCCUGUUCCUGUGGAGCUGCUUCAUGGCUUCAUCAGAAACUACACCCUCUAUUACACCACCAAUAACCAACCAGCAAAGAGUAUAACGGUGCCUGGACAUGUUCACCGCUACACUCUAGAGAAUAUGUCACCUGGCAUUUAUGACAUUUUCAUGAGUGCCAGCACCAUCGCCGGAACUGGUCCGACUGGGAAUAGGACUAACGUGCACAUUGGCUCCGAGGAAACAUCAAUAGUGAUAUGGGUCGUCGUUCCGCUCCUGCUCAUGUUGGUGGUGCUGAUGGUGAUGGUUCUCCUGGCUCAGAUGAAGUUGUAAGAUUUCAACCAGAGAGAGAUUUCCUAAAACUGGUUUGCUUCCUAAGCAAGGCUAAAUUGGCAAAGUCCGGAUUAUUAGGCUGUCAUUUGGAUUUCAAAAAGUUGGCUCUCUCAUACUCAGUUACCAUGGUAUUUGAACUGGUGAACUUAGCCUGGUGGCGACCAGGGCUCAAUCAUAAUUAGGGCUGCAACUAACAAUUGUUUUGCCGA
This is a messenger RNA of Cyprinodon variegatus (sheepshead minnow), 2037 nucleotides long. Its product is annotated as interleukin-6 receptor subunit beta-like. NCBI's taxonomy places the organism in Eukaryota, Metazoa, Chordata, Actinopteri, Cyprinodontiformes, Cyprinodontidae. Bases 110 to 1828 code for a protein of 572 amino acids. Gene Ontology annotation, molecular function: cytokine binding; cytokine receptor activity. The transcript has 13 exons. Gene Ontology annotation, biological process: cytokine-mediated signaling pathway. The record is from RefSeq and is a predicted model, not a curated record. Gene Ontology annotation, cellular component: external side of plasma membrane; signaling receptor complex.